UAAAGAAUACUGCGGAGUGCCGAGUCAGCGUCCCAAAGAAGAAGAACCGGUCUCGGCCCCGACCAAUCCAUUCCCAUGAAUUUCGCUCCCGUAUUUAACUCCCAAACCUUUCAUCCUUUUUUAUCCUAAAACAUCUCUCUUGUCCUUCUUUCACUUUCCUCUCAUUUUUUCCUCUCUUUCAUUGUUUUGCUUUCUCUACACGGAUUCCCCUGAAUUAUUCCAACAGAAAUGCCGGGAACCGAGUACCAAGGCUCCUUCUUGGGGCGAAUCAGCAUCAGGCGGAACCAAGUCAUCGCCAUGGAUGGUAACCACGAGCAAGAGCUUGAAGACUUAGAGCUCUUCCAAAAGCACGUUUCUGAUCGCUUCACCGAACUCUUAUCUCCUCCAGAUGACGUCCCUGUUGAUGCCCUUCUCUCAAUUUCCUGGCUACGCAAACUCCUCGAUGUGUUUCUGUGCUGUGAAGCCGAAUUCAAGGCUAUUCUCAUUAUGGGUCAUGACCCGUCUCAGAUCUCCAAACCUCCUCUCGAUCGCUUGAUUCCUGAGCUUCUAGACCGGGCCGUGAAGGCUUUAGACGUUUGUAAUGCGGUUACCAACGGGUUGGAGUUAGUUAAACAUUGCCAAAAACUGGCGGAGAUUGCCGUUUCGUCUUUGGACCAAAACCCCAUCGGCGACGGGCAGGCGAGGAGGGCUAAAAAGGCCUUGAAUUCUCUGAUGUCAGCAGUGAACCUUGAUGAUAAAGAUGGCACUAAUACUAAAACGACGGAGAGGAGCUGGUCGUUCGGUCGCCGAGGUGGUAAUAAAGAACGGGCGCCGGGAUAUUUCAGGUCACUUUCUUGGCAGGUGGCCAAGAAUUGGUCAGCCGCGAAACAGAUUCAGGCCAUGGCUACCAAUCUCGUUGCGCCACGUGGGGCAGAGGCUUCCGGUUUGGCCUCCCCUGUUUAUAUAAUGAGCGUGAUUAUGGUUUUUGUUAUGUGGGCAUUGGUGGCUGCGAUACCUUGUCAAGAGAGGAGUGGGUUGGCUACUCAUUUUCCGGUUCCGAAGCAACUGAGCUGGGCCCAUAGCAUGAUUGGGUUACAAGAGAAAAUUGGCGAUGAGUGGAAGAAGAAGGAGAAGAAAGGGAUGGCUGGUUUAUUAGAGGAGAUGCAGAAAAUGGAGAAACUCGGUCAGAGUUUGAUUGAGUUUACAGAUUCUUUUCAGUUUCCUGGAGAGACAGAGAAAGUAGAGGAAGCGGCUGCACAGGUGGCGGAAUUAGCGGAGACUUGUCGGAGAAUGGAAGAAGGAUUGAUACCUUUGCAGAUGCAGAUUAGGGAAGUUUUUCAUAGGAUUGUAAGAACUAGAAGUGAGUUUCUUGAUGUGUUGGACCAAGCUGGGAGAUCAUCUGCGCCACUCGUGUAACUAUGUUGGACAUUUUUAUCAAUUGCUCUUGGCCGGGACAGGGCCUUGAAUUUUACAAAAUUUUGAGGUAAUGGUUUGAUCUUCCUAGGUUCUAUUUUCUUCAUGGGUGUCCUGUCUAAUUUGGCCCAUGAAGUUAGGGACAGAUGAACCAGCAAGAUUGGGGUUUUUCCUUUUUAAAAUUAACAUAGGCUUCAGCCACUAAGGUUGUGAUGAAGCAAGCAUUUCCUGUGUUAAACGUACACUUUUUUUUAAGCUUUGGCCCUGUGUUUAAUAUAUGUUAACUGUUAGUAUUUGAUUUGAGUAUACAGAAGCUUUUCUUGUCAGGAAAAUGUAAAUACUCAAACUACUACUAUAACAUUUUGUAUUUGAAGAAGGAAGUGAGAGUUUCUCACUUUGCAGAAAGUAAAUGUAUGUUGGAUUAACAUUUUCA
This is a messenger RNA of Durio zibethinus, 1825 nucleotides long. Lineage: Eukaryota; Viridiplantae; Streptophyta; Magnoliopsida; Malvales; Malvaceae. The record is from RefSeq and is a predicted model, not a curated record.